AUGUUAAAACAUAUUGUUCAUUCUUAUCAUGGAAAACUUCAUACAUUCGAUGAUUUUUAUCGUGAUAAUACAAAUCCAAUAAAAUCACGUUUAUCAUCAAAUGAUUUAACAUCAACAAAUAAUUCGUUUUCAUCAUCAUCAGCAUCAUCUCCAACAUCACCAUGUUCUCCAAAUAGCAAUCCAUAUUCAUUUUAUAAUAUUUUUUCUGAUUUUAAACAUUCAACAACAACAGAUGUUUUACCUGAAGAAGAUGAAACUGAAGAAGAUAAUGAAAUAAUUGAAGAAGAAUCAAAUUCUACACCAGCUGUUUUUUAUCUUGAAGAAGAACAACAUAAUCAACCACAAAUAUCAUCAUCAUCAUCUUCAACAUCUAAUUGGCCUUCAUCAAUACUUAAUCGUUUUCGACAUUCAAAUAAUAAUCAUUCUAUGGUUAAACAAAAUUCAAUUAGUGAAAAUCAAAUGAAUUUAACAAAAUCACGUAAAAAUGAUUUUAUUGAUACAUCAAUAAAUAAACAUCGUUUUCUUAAACGUUCAGCAACAAUAAAUCAUACAAAUGGUUUAAUAGAUAAAAAAUUAUCUACUAAUGAUAAUUUUCCUGAAUUAUCAUUUUCAACAACAAAUGAUACUGUUAAAAAACAUCGUUCAUUUGGUUCAUUAUUUAAUUAUUUUCAUCAUCAUCAUCAUAAUCAUAAUCAUAAUCAAAAUUUAACAACAAAAAAUUCUGAUAAAUCAUAUAUAACAGAUACAUUAAAUAUAGAAAAUCUUAAUUUAAAUACAAAUGAUUUUUUACGUUCAAAAAUUAUUAAACAAAAAUCUUUGCCAUUAAGUAAUGAUAUUUAUAUACCGGUGAAUAAAUCUCCUCCAAAACCAAUUUUACCAAAACUUGCAUCUCUAUUUCAUCGUUCAUCAUUUGAACAACAUAAAUAUCGUGUGGGAAAUUUAAAAGCACGUCUUCAUCAUCGAAGACAUUCACCACCAUUAACAAAUAAUGCACCUAAAUUUCAAUGUCAAGAUUCUAAUGAACUUAUACAAGAAAUAAAACGAUCAGAAUGUCAACAACAUCAUGAUAAUGAUCAUAUGCCUUGUCGACGUCCUGUUAAACCAGUGAUUAUGAAACGUGUUCAUACAUGGCAUAAUACAUUUGAUUUACGACCAGUUGAUCAAGAUUCUUUGAAAAAUCGACGAACAAAUCAUAGUAGUGAUGAUGAUCAAGCAUUUGAAAAAUUUUUACAAGAACAUCGAACACCAAAACAAGUUAAAUCUAAAGAAAAAUCACCAAUACAACAAAGAAGAAAGAAUAGAAAUAGUUUAAAAGAUUUUAUUUGUGAUUCAUCAUCAUCAUCUGAUGAUGGUGAUGAGCAUCCAUUAGAAUUUUAUCCAAAAGUAAAUCGAUUAAUCGAUCAUGAUUUAUCAUGGCGAAAAAUUGAUGAUGAUUAUGCAUCUGAUGAAUCUAGUCAAUCAUCUUCAUCAUCUUCUUCUUCAGAAAAUGAUAGUCGAUUAAUAACAAAGAAAAAAAAUCGACAAAUAUCUGUUACUUUUCUUGAAUCACUUUCAAAAUAUGUACCAAUAGAAGAUAAACAUAUUGAUACUAAACAAUAUUUUACUCGAUCAGGAUUUAAAAAUAAAAAGAAACGAGAAGAAUUAGCACAGAAACUUUUUUCAAUAUUUGAUCAAGAUGUUUUUUCUUCAAAACUUUCAAACAAAAUAACAAUUGUUUGGAGUGGUCGUUUAACAUCAACAGCUGGUCAUUGUGCUACUCAAUAUUCUGCUCAAACAGCUACAAUUACACUUUCAAAUAAAGUUUGUAAUUCACCUGAACGUUGUCGUGAUACACUUUUACAUGAAAUGUGUCAUGCAGCUGUAUCAUUAAUUGAUGGUGUUAAGGAUGGUGGUCAUGGUCCAGUAUGGCGUAAAUGGACACGUCAAGCUGAACGAUGUUAUCCUUAUUUACCAGCUAUUUCAGUUAAACAUACUUAUGAUAUUACUUAUAAAUUUAUUUAUCGAUGUACUCAAUGUCAAUAUGAAAUUUAUCGUCAUUCGAAAUCGGUUGAUAUUGAAAUUGAUUUUUGUGGAAAAUGUAUGGGAAAAUUUCAAUUAUUAUUAAAUAAUAAUCAAACAAAUGAAGUUGCAACGCCAAAGAAAACAUUAACUCGAUAUAAUUUAUUUAUAAAAGAACAUUUUCAAACAAUGAAACAAACUCAACCUCAUUUAUCAACACCACAAUUAAUGAAACAUUUGAGUCAAGAAUAUAGAAAAAAAAUGCAACAACAAAAUGAUAUUGAUUUACCUGAUUUAGAACAAUUAAAAAUUUAA
This is a messenger RNA of Rotaria sordida, 2313 nucleotides long. The record is from the annotation of a GenBank genome assembly. NCBI's taxonomy places the organism in Eukaryota, Metazoa, Rotifera, Eurotatoria, Philodinida, Philodinidae.